This is a messenger RNA of Penicillium subrubescens, 915 nucleotides long. Its product is annotated as PhzF family phenazine biosynthesis protein. The record is from RefSeq and is a predicted model, not a curated record. Lineage: Eukaryota; Fungi; Ascomycota; Eurotiomycetes; Eurotiales; Aspergillaceae. Gene Ontology annotation, cellular component: cytoplasm. The coding region runs from base 1 to 915 and encodes 304 amino acids. Gene Ontology annotation, molecular function: isomerase activity. Gene Ontology annotation, biological process: biosynthetic process. The transcript has a single exon.
AUGAAGCCUCCCAAUGCCUACAAUCUAUCAGUAUUCCCAUACUCUCUCGAUGCCGAAGAUGGGGGCAAUCCAACCACCAUCUUCCUCCACGCCGACGAGAUGAGCUCAGAGCAGAUGCAAUCCCUUACCAAAGAGAGCGGCCAUGAGUGUGGGUUCGUUCUAUCUCGAAAUACUGGCGAUAAACCUCAAUCCGACUUCUCAAUGAGAUAUUGGGUGCCGAACCACGAAAUGGAAAUGUGCGGCCAUGCAACAGUCGGCGCUGUCUGGAUUAUGAACAAGCUCGGGCUACUACCGCCGACAGAAAGUGUCUCUAUCUCGACCAAGUCCGGGAUAGUCGAAGCGCGAGUCGAUCGUGAAGAGCUUGGACCACGAAUUUUUGUGUCUCAGCCCGCUGGCUCUGUGGAAGAUAUUGCCCAUGCGCAUGCACUCGAAAUUAUGUCCUGUUUGGAUAUCACUUUGGAUGACCUUGCGCCAGGCUUCAAGAUCCGGAAUGCUUGCACUUCUCGAACAAAAACAUUGAUUCCUUUGAAAGGUCGAGAUGUUCUCAACAAGCUGAGCCCUGAUUCUCAGUCAGUUGGUGAGAUAUGUGAGAAGAUUAACUCUACGGGUUUCUAUCCUUAUGCCGUUACCAAUGCGGACGACCAAAUCGUUGAGGCACGGCAAUUCCCUAAAUCUGCCGGUUACGCCGAGGAUCCGGCGACUGGUGUGGCAGCAGCGGCAUUAUCUUUUGGCCUCCUAGAACAUGGAAUUCUGUCAGUUGAUACAAGCAAGUCUCUUUUUGUGAGACAGGGAUGGAGGAUGGGAAAGCCAUCUGAGAUUCAGGUUCAGUUCAGACUGCAGGAGGACAAAAUUGAGGGAUGCUGGAUUUCUGGGCAAGUCAGACAAAUUGUUGCCAAUGAUAAGGACACAGAAUAA